GAAGUACAGAAAUGGGUCAACUUGAGAAAACAAAACUGUUUUUAUCUUUAUUUGAUCUCUGUGGGUAAAGGUGAGGAGCUAAAGGCAGCACACAUAGAGGAGAAAGAUGUCUGCUGUUCGAAAGGAACUACAAGAGGCCUUGUGCCGCUACAGCACAGAUACCCUCACUUACAUCAACACAGUGAGAGAAUUCUGUCAAGUGUUCUCUGAAUGGGAGACCUCGAGAAAGACAGAGUCAAGCCAUAUAAAGGACAUCAAAGACAGGGCAGACAAAAUCGACCUAAACAUCAGCCAUGUUACUGAGUCAGAGGACAAAGGUGAGGCUUUUCUGGAAUAUCUAAAGAGCAAGGUAACCCUGAAUGAUGAUGACAGGCGUGCAGAGCUGAGGAAAGAGCUGGAUGAAGUGUUGAAGGACACUGUGAGAGGUUUGGAGAAGCUCCACUGUUUCCUGGAUGCAGUGGAGAAGCUGGCGGUCACCUCACUGCAUGUGUUCAUGGAGAACCAGGUGUUACGCCUGCCCAACGAGAUCAGCUUUGAAUAUGUUCAGGUUGUCAUCGGUGCUGCUCGACAGAUCUGUCCUCUCCUCCUGGAGUUUAAAAGAGAUGCAAAUGUCUUCUUCCUUCCCAAACUUCAGAAUGUGGAAGUGCUGGCAUAUCAGCUGGACAGAUACAUACAGACCACCAAAAUCGUCUGUGAGAAGCUGGACAAAAGCUGCUUCAGUGACGUUUGCCUGAAAACAACUGUGAAAACUGUUGUGGAAGUCAAUGUGGAUUUGUCUAAAGAUGACCUACGAAGGAUGCUUGAUCACAUCCAUCAGCUUGAAGCAAUCAGGAUGAACCACACAUUUCGGAUGGUGUUCUUGUUCCAGGAAGAGUCCUGUUCUGACUUCAUCAGUCAGUUCAAAGAGCGACAGCCCAGGAUGCUGGAGUUUCUAGUCAAGCUGGAGGAGAUUGCUGUUAAGCUUGAUAAAAUGAAUAAGGGCGCAAAGAUCUCCAGUGUGAUAGGCAGCUCAGUGGGGGCAAUUGCAGGUGUGCUGUCCAUUGUUGGUUUGGCAUUAACUCCCGUCACAGCUGGAGUUUCUUUAGCUCUGACAAUGACUGGGGUUGGGCUGGGAAUGGGCAGUGCGGUCAACAGUGCUGUCACCACCAUCACAGAGAUCGGAGUAAAUGCUGCACAACAAAAGAAAGCUGGUGAAACCUUUGAGGGCUUCAUGAAGGAUGUGCAGAGUCUCCAGGAUUGUCUGGAGAAGGUGGCCAGUAAACCAGUCAUCAAAAUGGAAGCAAAUGACGUAGAAGUGGCUGUGGGAGUAGGUAUGGCCCUCACUAAAGUUAGUGCUAACGUUGGUGCUACCGUUAGUAAACUGGUGGCUGAGGAAGGGAGAGCUUUAAGUAGGAUCUCCAUGGUGGCUACAGAAAUCCCAGAAAUUGGUCAGGCAGCAGUCAAAGGGCCUCUUGCUCUCUCCAGGGCCGGUUCCUUUGCAUUCAAUGGUCUCUUCCUUGGCAUGGACAUCUUCUUCAUCUGCAAAGACAGUAUCAGUCUGGCUAAAGGCAGCGAGACUAAAGUCUCAAAGCUCAUCAGAGCCAGAAGUGCUUUGUGGAGCACAGAGAUGAACUCAUGGCAGAACAUCCAUGACUCUCUGCAUGAAGGCCAACUGACAUCAGACAAAAAGAAAGCUGUCAUGGUGAUGCCAUUUUAUCCAGAGUUGAAGAAGAAGAGAGGAAAACAGAGAUGGAAGUUCCCGCUGUUGAAGUGGCUAACACGCUGA
Molecule: messenger RNA, 1765 nt
Organism: Stegastes partitus (bicolor damselfish)
Lineage: Eukaryota; Metazoa; Chordata; Actinopteri; Pomacentridae
Exons: 4
Coding region: 107-1765 (552 amino acids)
Biological process (GO): lipid transport; lipoprotein metabolic process
Cellular component (GO): extracellular region; membrane
Molecular function (GO): lipid binding
Source: RefSeq, a predicted model, not a curated record